AAGUUCGGAGAGCGCUGAUUGGAGGAGGCGCGGCCCUGUGUUUGUCUUUCCCGUUCUGUUCCCUCGCUGGCUGUUUCAGGUGGAAUCGAAAGCGGCGAAAGGACUGGACGCGUGUCGGCGCGCGUCUCGUGUGAAACCAUGGGCGAAUCACGUGUUAUCUCCCGGGAGGAGGCCUUGCGCCUCGAUGGGCCCGAGUGGAAGCACGCCUGCCACGUCCUCCUCUACGCGCCUUGCCCCGGACGCCUCUUCGGGAGGAUCCCUUUGCGUUAUGCCGUCUUGAUGCAGAUGCGGUUUGAUGGCCGCCUGGGGUUUCCAGGUGGGUUUGUGGACCCACAGGAUCUCUCCUUGGAGGAGGGUCUGAGCAGGGAGCUCCAUGAGGAGUUAGGCCCUGGUGCUGCUUUGCUGCGAGUGACUGAAGAGAACUACUUGAACUCCCACACCUCUGAGAGGCCUCAGCGAGUGGUGGCUCACUUUUAUGUCAAGCAGCUUAGCCUGGAGGAGCUCCAGACCUUGGAGGAGAAGGCCACUCGGGCCAAAGACCAUGGCUUGGAGGUUAUGGGUCUCUUUCGCGUCCCCCUUUAUAUCCUGCGUGAUGGUGUUGGAGGUCUCCCAGCUUUUCUGACAAACAGUUUCAUUGGCAAUGCCCGGGAGCAGCUCAUUCAUGCCCUGGACACUUUCCAGCUAGUUCCAAAAGAGCAACUUCAGAAAGCUGUUAAAAUGGCCCAGAAGAGACCUUGAGUUUCCUUGGAUGGUGUUGCUGCCCUCUUCCUCUCAAUGGUUCUGUGAUGGGAUUGCCCAAAGAACAUUAGACUUCUGAAUGGAGUGGCUACAGAAGAAGAGUGUGGGGAGACAGCUGGAAAGGAGCUUUUCUGUUCUCCAACCUCUCAGGAAUGGCUAGUUGUCUUGGAAUUGAAACCUGUAAAAAGUAUGGCUCUGGACAGAGAUUUGAACAUGUCGAUUGUUUAGCAUUUGCAUUAUUGACAGUGUCUGUCUAGCUUGGAUCGGGAUGAGCAAGGCAUUUAAAAAUUAAAGCUAAAUGGUCUA
This is a messenger RNA of Sceloporus undulatus (fence lizard), 1044 nucleotides long. Its product is annotated as U8 snoRNA-decapping enzyme-like. NCBI's taxonomy places the organism in Eukaryota, Metazoa, Chordata, Lepidosauria, Squamata, Phrynosomatidae. Gene Ontology annotation, cellular component: nucleus. Gene Ontology annotation, biological process: mRNA catabolic process; sno(s)RNA catabolic process. The transcript is spliced from 3 exons. Gene Ontology annotation, molecular function: snoRNA binding; phosphodiesterase decapping endonuclease activity. Bases 139 to 738 code for a protein of 199 amino acids. The record is from RefSeq and is a predicted model, not a curated record.